AUGGCGCCUCUCGCGCCCACGCUGCACGUCGCAUGCGCCGCCACGGCCCAGCCCUGCUACCCCGGAAACGCCACCUCCGGGACCACAAACUACGACAUCCGCUUCUCAACAAGCAUACUCAACAUCAACGACACUAACAUCCGCCCCAAGCCCAAGGUACCGUUCAACCGGUACUGCUUCGCGGUGACUGGCCAGGCGCCCUGCGGCGCCGCAGAGGCCUGCUGCCAAGCUGUCAGCGACGCGUUCAGGCUUACGACGGCGUCCAUCAAGAUCGACCCCAAGUGCAUCGUCGGUGGCCUGACCUCAAACAUCACAUUCACUCUGCGAAACGGCAGCUCCGCCAAGAGUCUCGUGGGGUGGAGCGUGCGCAAAGCAUCCAAGGCCGCGGCCGCGAGCCUCAGGGUGUCGCUGGACCGCAAGGCGGCGAGGGGCCUCACCUCCCUGGAGGUCUGUGUCAACCUGCCAGUCGCUCCCGGCCUGUGCAGCACACUCGAGGCGCUGUGCGGCGGCGCGGCCUGUUCAGCCAACCUCACCACCACCACGACGCGCCUCAAGGGGCAGCCCAAAUCCAAGAAGCUGCCCUGCUGCAUCAGCAGCAGCAUCAACCCCGCGGCAGAGGCGUGCCCGCCCUGCGGCGCGACUUCCUACAGCUCUACCCCCGGCAACCCCCAGUGCACCCAGUGCCCCCGCGGCCAGGCCGCCAACACGGAGCGCACCGGCUGCGUACCAUUGCCCACCACCAGCUUGCGCCAGAUCACCUUCACCAACAACUGCCCCAAAACCGUCUGGAUGAUGUCAGCGCCCAACGCCGGUGUCAGCCCCUUGCCCGGCAGCCCCGCCCAGAUCGCGACGGGCCAAUCCUUUGCCUUCAACAUCCCCAGCGCCGGAUGGGCCGGGCGGUUCUGGCCCAAGGGCGGCUGCGACGGAUCUGGCACCAACUGCGCCUUCGGUGACUCAUCGCCGCCCUGCCCGCCCACCGGCUGCCAGCCGCCGGCUGACACCAAGGUCGAGUUCUUCUUCUCGGACGCGGCGACUACUGGUGUGUCGUGGUAUGACGUCAGCCUGGUCGACGGCUACAGCCUGCCCAUGCGAAUCGUGCCCAGCGGGGCCCAGUCGGGCAGCUGCACGGCAACUACCUGCUCCCUGGGGCUGGACAGGUGCCCCCAGGACGAGGCGGCCGGAUUAGGAGAUCUGAGGGUCUUCGUCGGCGGGCAGGCUGUGGCCUGCCUGUCCCCCUGCAAGCGCUGGAACUACCCCGCGCCGUACGGCCUGGGCAAGCCCGAGACCCAGGCGCCGGGCAUCGACAUGUGCUGCCCCACGCCCCCCAUCUCGUCCCAGCAGUGCAGGGCGGGGCCGGUAGUGACCACAAAGUACGUCAAUCUUGUGCGCCAGAGCUGCCCCACGGCCUACAGCUUCGCGUAUGAUGACCUGGCGGGCCUCCACAAUUGCCCGACUUCCACCAGCUUCGCGGUCACCUCCGUCGCCGGUCCGGCCGCAAUGAGGGCGGCACGCAUCGCCCUGCUGCUGCUGGCGCUCGUCGCCGCGGCACAGGCGCAGGCCGACCGCAGGCUCCUCAACGGCCAGGAGCCGCCCCCAAAGGAUCAAGAGCCCCCCAAGGGCGAGGAGCCGCCCAAGGGCUACUGGCAGCCCCACGAGCCGGAGGGCGGCCACCCCGGCUACCCUGGCAAGCCCUGGCUCCACGAGCCCCACCUGCCGGUGCACCCGGUGCCCGGCCACAUUCCCCCGGAGUGGCUGAGGGGGGGCCCCGUCAAGGCUGACGACAAGCAGGGCGGCCAUUGCAAGCUGAUUGCUGACAAACCAGAGCUGGGCCGCAGGGGGUAA
Monoraphidium neglectum is the source of this 1842-nucleotide messenger RNA. Its product is annotated as Thaumatin-like protein 2. Bases 1 to 1842 code for a protein of 613 amino acids. Lineage: Eukaryota; Viridiplantae; Chlorophyta; Chlorophyceae; Sphaeropleales; Selenastraceae. The transcript has 11 exons. The record is from RefSeq and is a predicted model, not a curated record.